UUUAUAAAUUGCCGCCAAUUUCAUUUUUCCGCGAAAGUAUCCCAACUUUAGAAUGGCGGGCUUUUGUAUGAGUCACAUUGUUGUUUUAGAAGGAAACAACAACGAUCUAGACGAGCAGACAAGCUCAAAUGGCUGUUAACAGCAGUAUGAAAUUUGGCAAAAUGCUAUACUAUGCUACUGGUUUGAUAUUCGGGUGUAUUAUGUUGUCGUCCGCAUGCAAACUAUCCAUUUCCGGUUAUAAAGGGAAACUGGUCAGUAAUGAAGUAUUAGAAAAGAAAAUCCUGAAAGUCGAGAGCAUGAUGAGGGAAACACUUGGAAAACAAGAAACGAUGCUCCACAAAAUUAUGGGAAAGGGACACAAAGAAAAGAAACUUCCACUUGAUAUGUGUUUGGAAGAUGUGUCCCUCAAGAAAUUGACAGGACAAAGUUCAACUCUUAAUCACCGUAGAUUUGAUUCACGCUAUGGUGUUGACGGCGAUCUCCAUUCAAUGGUUCAUACGAAUGCUGAAACAAAUCCAUAUUGGUGGGUAGACCUCGGAGCUGCCUACUCGGUACAUCAUGUUGAGAUUUGGAAUAGAAACACCGCCGGUCAUAGAUUCCGUCAAGCGGAUAUUAUGGUUGGUCCAACAUUAAGUAAUAUGAAGGUAUGCACUCAUUACAAAGGUCCGGCUAAAAGUGGAGAACACCUUACACUGAAGUGCAGUGAACCUACAAUUGGACGGAUAGUCAAGAUUACCUUGAAAGGCAAAGAAUACUUACAGUUUAUGGAAGUUAAAGUGUUUGCGUAUGGCAAGACUUGUUUGCAUAAACCUUCGCAUUCUCACUUGAAUAAAACUUCACAUUCACAUUUGAAUGGAACUACACAUUCACCAAAAUAAAACAUUUAUUAUCUGAUAUCAAGUAGUAUGACACUUUUCUUGGUGUUACCAUUAUCUUAUUAAAGAUUAAAUUUG
Molecule: messenger RNA, 953 nt
Organism: Mytilus trossulus (common blue mussel)
Lineage: Eukaryota; Metazoa; Mollusca; Bivalvia; Mytilida; Mytilidae
Exons: 4
Coding region: 129-878 (249 amino acids)
Source: RefSeq, a predicted model, not a curated record